AUGGUUCCCCGGGAUGCGCUUGCCUUUAGUGGUGCUGGUUGGAGCCCUUCCGACCUGGAGGAGGAGGUUGAUCCUGAGGAUAUUCCCCAUGCUGAUAGGAUCCUCCGCUAUGAGAACUCGGACAGGGAACAGGUGGUGGAGACCAUCCCUUUUGCUUCUCCUCCGCACCGGAAAUCAUAUGAUGCUGUACCUGAGCAUUAUGCCGCUGCACCUCGGGGGAGAGUGCGUCGUUGGAUGCUCUUGCUUGAUUCUUGGAAGAGGUAUUGUGCCAAGCUAACCCGGAAGCUUUCUGGCCGGGACAGAGAGGUGCCUUUCUUGAUCUUGAAAUUUGUAUUAUGGAAAUUUGAACUUGGAUGUUGAUUCUUGAAAUUGUAUUUUGUAUAGG
This is a messenger RNA of Spinacia oleracea (spinach), 385 nucleotides long. RefSeq lists its product as uncharacterized. The transcript is spliced from 3 exons. Bases 1 to 360 code for a protein of 119 amino acids. The record is from RefSeq and is a predicted model, not a curated record. Lineage: Eukaryota; Viridiplantae; Streptophyta; Magnoliopsida; Caryophyllales; Amaranthaceae.